CAGAGUGUGUGUGCGUGUACCGGUGCGUAAGGAGGGACGCAAAGCAUCGCGCCUGAGAGUUCGUCACAGUCUGAAGCUUUGCAUUACAUGUUCGCAUUCCGCACAACUCUCACCAGUGUACAGGCUCGCGCAAACUUUCCCCGCGUUGAGAAUGGCAGAGCAAUCGAACAGCGAUGGAGAGGAGGGGAGCGCACCCAUGAGGGGCUUUGCCCGACAGGGUGCCCUGAGACAGAAGAACGUUCACGAAGUUAAGGACCACAAGUUUAUCGCUCGCUUCUUCAAGCAGCCUACUUUCUGCAGCCACUGCACGGACUUUAUCUGGGGUUUUGGGAAACAAGGAUUUCAGUGUCAAGUCUGCUGCUUUGUGGUGCACAAACGUUGCCAUGAAUUCGUCACCUUCUCCUGCCCUGGAGCAGAUAAGGGUCCUGCAUCAGAUGACCCGCGCAGUAAGCAUAAGUUCAAGGUCCACACGUACUCCAGCCCCACCUUCUGUGACCACUGUGGCUCUCUGCUGUAUGGACUCAUCCACCAGGGCAUGAGAUGUGACCACUGCAUGAUGAACAUCCAUAAGCGCUGUGUGGCCAACGUGCCGAGUCUGUGUGGGACUGACCACACUGAGAGGAGGGGCCGCAUCCAAAUCACCGCAGAGAUCAAGAACAAUGUGCUCACCGUCAGCAUUAAAGAGGCGAGGAACCUGGUGCCCAUGGACCCCAAUGGCCUCUCUGACCCCUACGUCAAACUAAAACUCAUCCCUGACCCCAAGAGCGAGAGCAAACAAAAGACCAAGACCAUUAAGUGCUGCCUGAAUCCCACGUGGAACGAGACCUUCACAUUUAAUCUGAAAGAGUCUGACAAGGACCGCAGGCUGUCUGUGGAGAUCUGGGACUGGGACUUGACCAGCCGGAAUGACUUUAUGGGCUCCCUGUCUUUCGGCAUCUCGGAGCUUCAGAAGCAAGGGGUGGAUGGAUGGUUUAAGCUGCUCAGUCAGGAAGAGGGCGAGUACUUCAACGUUCCUGUCCCACCCGAAGGUGAAGAAGGCAAUGAGGAACUCCGGCAGAAGUUUGAGAGAGCUAAAAUUGGUCCCAGCAAAAAAGAUGGCUCUUCCUCCAACACCAUCUCCAAAUUUGACAGCAAUGGCAACCGGGACCGCAUGAAACUGUCCGACUUCAAUUUUCUCAUGGUGUUGGGCAAGGGCAGCUUUGGAAAGGUGAUGCUGGCCGAGAAAAAGGGAGGUGAGGAGCUGUUUGCCAUAAAGAUCCUGAAGAAGGACGUGGUGAUCCAGGAUGAUGAUGUAGAAUGCACUAUGGUGGAGAAGAGAGUGUUGGCCUUGGCAGGAAAACCACCCUUCCUCACUCAGCUGCACUCCUGCUUUCAGACCAUGGACCGCCUGUACUUUGUCAUGGAAUACAUCAGUGGUGGGGAUCUCAUGUAUCAUAUCCAGCAGGUCGGCAAGUUUAAGGAACCCCAUGCUGUGUUCUAUGCUUCAGAAAUCGCCAUAGGCUUGUUCUUCCUGCACAUGAAGGGUAUUAUAUACAGAGAUCUAAAGUUGGAUAAUGUCAUGUUGGACAUGGAGGGUCAUAUCAAAAUUGCUGACUUUGGCAUGUGCAAGGAGAACAUGUUUGAUGGAAUCAUCACCAAGACCUUCUGUGGGACCCCUGACUACAUCGCCCCUGAGAUUAUCGCUUACCAGCCUUAUGGAAAGUCAGUGGACUGGUGGGCUUUUGGAGUUCUGCUCUAUGAGAUGCUGGCUGGGCAGCCCCCAUUUGAUGGUGAGGAUGAGGAUGAGCUGUUUCAGUCCAUCAUGGAGCACCAUGUGUCCUAUCCUAAAUCCAUGUCCAAGGAAGCUGUGGCCAUUUGCAAAGGGCUGAUGACCAAACACCCAGGCAAGCGUCUGGGCUGCGGUCCUGAGGGUGAGCGAGACAUCAGGGAACACGGCUUUUUCCGUUACAUGGAUUGGGAGAAGCUGGAGAACAAGGAAGUUCAGCCACCAUUUAAACCAAAAGCCCGAAACAGCCGAGAUACUUGCAACUUUGACCGGGAGUUCACUAAAAUGGCCAUCGAGCUCACGCCCACCGACAAGCUGUUUAUCAUGAAUCUGGACCAGGACGAGUUCCUGGGGUUCUCCUACACCAACCCGGAGUAUGUCAAUCCUGCUCAGGGUUAAUCGAGCAAACGUACCAGAGACUGCUGGUUGUGUAUCUCUCUGUCUGCCUGUAUGUGUGUGACAUGUAUGCUCAGGGUCAUGAAAGCUCACUCAUAUUACCUUAACAGGAUUUUACCAAAGGGCUCAGGUGGAUCACCUCAGUAUAUAGCUGUGUGGUAUUUGGAUAUGUUUCAAGGGGCCAGAAUUCAGCCAAUCUGUUGCACCACAAGUCAAACGUUUCCCUCUUCCUAGCUUUCACACUUUCAGGAAAGCCAGUAACCCCCCAGCUUUACGAGACUGCAUUCAGUGUUUAUAUGAUGGUAAAUGUGGCCUAUGCAACAAAUGAGGAACAAACACGACUAACCCCGAGUGAGCAAUUUGAAAAACAACAAUGCCGCUUUCAAUUAUUUAUUUGCAGUUCAUUAUUUUCCCCCGUUUGGUCUCUAUUUGAGCUGAGCUAAUGUUUAAUUCACUGGCUUAAACCCAUUAUACCGAAAUAUUAUUACCUCCCACACAUGACUUGAGCCGGCGCUCCCGUACAGCCUGUGCGAAGUGCUGAAUCCCUGGCAGAAGUGUCCUCACUGUUGUGACAUUCAGGGAGAGGGAAGAAGAAAGAAAAAAAUGUCAAGAUGGUGGCAAAGUGAAAAUGUCAUUAUCCUUCAUAACACUGUAUUUCAGGAAGGAUUCAUAUCACUGGGUUUGGGGAGAGUGGAGAUUUGUAAAGCUACUUGUUCAUAUUUCAGUAUCCUUGACGAUGAGUAUUAGAAACAGCCAGAUAGAUCAAACGCAGCUGACGCCGUCUUGCAAUACAGAAUUCAAAUAGUACAUAACUAUGUAUCUAUGCACUGUUUAGGAAACACAAUGUGCCAUUUUCCAAGGGACUCCAUCAUCCCUGUGAUUUCAAAUGCUUAAUUUGCAUGAUUGCAAUAGUUUGUUUAUCCUGUAGGCAUAAUACUUUUGGAUAUAGCUAUCAUUCAGGUGAAAAAUCAUACUUGCAUUUCCGAACGCUUGGUCUAGAUCAGUCAUAUAUAGCAAUGUGAUUAGAGUCCGCCACCUAUGUGCAAUGAUGACUUAUAGGCUUUGUGUAAAUAAUGUAACUAAGGACUUUCUGAAAAAAAAAAAACAAGAAAAAAAAAAACAUGUAUUUCUUAGCUACCUUCUAAUUCAUUUAAAAGAUAAAGGCAUACCGUUAUUAAGGUUUUGCAUGUUCAGAUUUAUUAUCACUACACAUUAAUUGCUUGUAAUUUGUCCCUUGCAUCAUCUUGGUUUAUUUUUUAUUUAUUAAUUUUUUUAUAAUUUUUAUUUUUAAAGUAUGUAAACAUUUUCAUGUGUCGAAGAUCCCUGGUGAAACCACUAAUGAAAACGAUUUUGAGAUUAGAAACACAUAAAUCGAUAGCCUCUCUCCUGAAUAAGCGGAGUUGGAUUGAUCUGUUCUGCCUACUCUUGUACAGAUCCUAACCUCUCUAGUGCUGUGUAGCGGUGCUGUCUCUGUGAGGUGAAUAGUUGCAGUGUUUUGAUAGGGCUUAGUGUCACUGUUCGAGACCUGUUCGCUCCGUAGAAAGAUAAGCUGCCGCGUAUCGAUCGGACAAUUAUCAAAAAGAGAAAUAAAAGGCAUAUAUCAGUUGACACCGUGGAGCGUGGGGUGAGCGCGAGGUGAUUUAGAGGGAGAAUUUGGCGAGCUUAAAGGCACUGAGUGUCUGCUUGAUUGCCAGCUGAACAGUUUAUGACUUCAAGGUCAGCUCCAAGGAUAAAGGAUGCGAGGUCCUGGAAGCCACAAACACAUACAGUAGAUACUGGAUGAGACACUAGGUAAACCAUUAAAGUUAUAACUUAUUGAUGUACUUAUGGGAGAAUAUGUAAGAUGUUAUAUUUAUAAUACAGAUAUUGAAAUUGAAAA
Molecule: messenger RNA, 4040 nt
Organism: Cyprinus carpio (common carp)
Lineage: Eukaryota; Metazoa; Chordata; Actinopteri; Cypriniformes; Cyprinidae
Gene: prkcbb
Product: protein kinase C beta type
Biological process (GO): protein phosphorylation
Molecular function (GO): diacylglycerol-dependent serine/threonine kinase activity; zinc ion binding; ATP binding
Source: RefSeq, a predicted model, not a curated record